Cuscuta europaea is the source of this 1871-nucleotide messenger RNA. The record is from the annotation of a GenBank genome assembly. NCBI's taxonomy places the organism in Eukaryota, Viridiplantae, Streptophyta, Magnoliopsida, Solanales, Convolvulaceae.
CCUUAGAGUACUAAGUGUCAUAGCUAGCUGUGGUCUUUUUUCCGUCAUUGCUUUAGUUACUGUACCAUGUCUUAUUAGAUAGGUUUUUCCGUUAUCUUUGACUCUAUUCUGUUAAUGAUAAUUAAAUAGUGGAGUCGCACGUGGUCUACCCCAAACGCAACACAUCUUAAUGCAUUUUAGAUAAUUAAAAUUAGCAGGCACAUGUAUUUCACUAUGAAUUCCACUAUAUGCAUUUUCCAUUUACGUAAGGUGGAUCUUCUUCUAUAUUUCUGGCAAGUGUAUUACGAGUCGGUUGUAGCUUUGGGUUUCCGGUUUGCAGUGUGCUUCGUGUUCGUGUAUUCCUGAUUUGUGGAGUUGCUUUGACGGAGAAUCUUUACGAAACAAGCAGUUUCAGAGGUAGCUUGGGGUUAUACUGAAUCAUGACUAAUCAAUUGCUAAUACCUGAUAUCACACCGCAAAUCAAUCAAUGGACAUGCAAAGUGACCAUCACAGAAAAAACAACAUGUGUCAAUCAACACGAAGCUCAAGAAAAUACAAAUCUGUAGUCUUGCAAGAUGAACAAAGGAACAAGGUCAAGACAUUAGUUUAUGAAAACGAAAUUGAAGCUAUUGAUGGAAGGCUACAACUCUAUUCCACAUAUCUGGUGUCCAACGCUUGGGUCCAACCCGUUGAAGAUUUCUACUCCCUUCCAGAUUCAACUUAUAACUACAUUUGGACACUGAAUAGGAGAACUAUGAUUCAAGACACCAACGAACACAAUCCUGUUGACUUCCUGAUGCUUGCGGAAAGUGACACCACACCUUUUCACAUGUUCUUUGACUUUGCCAAAGACAACAGACGCCUAAGUGUGUUGGCCAUUGUCAUUCGAAAGCUCUCACGUGAAUUUAUUGUCACCGCAAAAGGACAGCAAAAGGCGAAUGAGUUUGUCAUUGUCGAUGAGGAGGCAAAACCAGUUGUUGUAACACUCUGGGACAGUUUUGCGACUACCUAGGGAAUUGAACUUGAUAAACUUCUCCGCAUGGGUAACUAUCCAGUUAUUCUCGCCAAAUGACUCGGUAUAACGACAUUUCAAGAACGUCAUUUUAUGGGUCAGAGGGAAGCUAACACUCAUUGAUAAUGGAUGGCCAACAUAUUAUGUUGCAUGCAACGCACUGUGGCCAACAAAGUGGAAUCACAUCCAAGAGAUUUAGAAUACAAGUCCAACUGGAAGACAAGAGUGCAAAACUAGACAACACUUUGUUCAACCACGAUGUGGAGAAGCUCUUUCAAUAUGCAGGCAUUCACAAAGACACAGAAAUUGAACUACAAGAGCUUGACGAUAAAUUGGCUACAUUUAUCUUUGUCGUUGGAGUGAAGUCCAUCUCUAAAUACCAACAACCCAGGUCAUCCACAAGUCACUCUAUAGUAUGCCUCACCAAAGUCAAUUUGCCACCACCUCCAAAUGCCACGCUUCCUAAAGACAAUGACAAACAAGCAGAAAACACUGAAACUCCAGAAACCAAACCAGGUCAUUCUGCCACAUCCUCAAAACGACAACUUGAGAUACCAAAUUCCUUUGAAGAGCCAGUCAAUUCUGACCCAAGCAUCAGACCAAAGCGUGCCAACAUCAAUACACCCAACCAAAUCCCAAUGACAGAAGAAAGUGAAGAAGACGUGCCCCUCAUCAAGACAAUCCGAGGAAUCAAGAAAAAAAAGCCACAAGUAACGAACAAUGCACGGACUCCUUUAAUGAUAACAUUUUUUAAUAUCCAACACAUGUAGAAAUCAUAACUGCAUGAUCCGCUGCUACGUAAACUACUCUUUUGAAAAUCCUUAGGAAUUGCUUUACUGGCAACCCUAAGACUCAUGUACAUAUGAAUGUCCAAAUAAAU